GGUAGCACAAGACCAGUACUCAGAGUAAUCCCUAUUCCCAUCCGCGCUCCCGAAGGAAAGCCCCAUCAUCGUCGUCAAGCCACCGAAGCCAGGAAAAUACCGAGGAGGGAGGGGUUUAUGUUGUUGUUAUUAUUAACAAUGUCGUCGUUGUACCUCCACCAGACUCAGACUCAUCUUGACCAUGAUGAUUGUCACGACGAAACGAGAAAUAUCCCACGUCGGGUGAUUGAGAUUCGGAGGGUGGUGUGGGUGGUAGAGGUAGAGACACUGACAAUGGUGAUAGUGAUGAUGAGGGUCUGUGUUCUAUUUGUUCUGCGUUAUCCACCUGGUACCCCACCAUUACUCUGGGUGCUUCAACAACGGGGACGAGCACCACUGUACUUAGUGGACCCAUGGUACCCACCGUACUCACACCACCCACUGUUGUUGACAUCGGACUUGGCAUCUGCAUCAUCGCAGUCGUCGUCCUAAAUUUCCAAACCUCGCUCUCCAACACCCCUCCAACACCCCUCCAACGCAGCUUUGAUACAAGCGAAGGGCAGAUGUGCUGUGCUGUGAUCUGAGCUUAAAGGAGGGAGAAUUUUGCGCAGAGCUUGAGCAGUGACAUCUGUGUUUUUUAGUAGUCGUGGAAUAUGAUGUUUGUUAGUGUCCCAGUUGCUGCAUUGAGACCAACCAAUCCGACUCUCCAUUGUAUUUGUGUCGAGUUUGAUUGACCACUGUACUAGUCUCUUUUGUAGUACUAAGUAGGGUGAGGAGAGAUACUAGAGAAAUUAAAUUAGAGAGUGAAUAGUGAAAUAGGCUCAACUUAGCUGGAGAAUCUAGGGAUUAGGAAAUUGGAGGGACUCAUUGAGAUCAGGCUCAGUUGGGUCGAAGGUAGUGCGGGUACAUACCAAUCCGGGUCCUAUGGAUGCGGCUGCUUCAACGGACUGACCCACCUUGAAUUACAACCUCUCGGGCUUCACGAC
Lentinula edodes (shiitake mushroom) is the source of this 965-nucleotide messenger RNA. RefSeq lists its product as uncharacterized. The transcript has a single exon. The record is from RefSeq and is a predicted model, not a curated record. The coding region runs from base 118 to 471 and encodes 117 amino acids. Lineage: Eukaryota; Fungi; Basidiomycota; Agaricomycetes; Agaricales; Omphalotaceae.